Molecule: messenger RNA, 2136 nt
Organism: Condylostylus longicornis
Lineage: Eukaryota; Metazoa; Arthropoda; Insecta; Diptera; Dolichopodidae
Product: putative leucine-rich repeat-containing protein DDB_G0290503
Exons: 5
Coding region: 222-2033 (603 amino acids)
Source: RefSeq, a predicted model, not a curated record
GCAAUUUUUUUUCGUUGAUUGUCAAAUUUGAACAUAAUAUUAAAAAUACAAAUUUGAAGUGACAAAAUAGGAAGCUUAGUUAAUAGAUUUUCAAAUUUCGCACAUACUUGCAUAUUUCUUAUUUUUUUUAAAAAUCGCAUUAUAUAUUUUAUGUUUUUUAAAUUUCUGAUUUGGUUUAUUUAUCAAGUGGGCAUAUAGAAGUAACGUUUAUACUGAAAACUAUGCAGAAUUCUGGGGAAAAACUGUCCAAGUUGCCAAUGAAUUCAUUCAAAACUAAAACACGGGAUGAUGGCUUUUGGACAUUUUGUAAAAAUAUUUGUGUUAAGGAAUUGGAUCAGAAAGAGAAAUUUGCCUUUCGAAUUGUAAAUCAAAUUUUGUAUUCAAAAAGAUUAUUAGUUGAUCAUGUAGAAUCAUUAGAACUAAGUCUUCCAUAUUUUGCUCUAGAUCAAUCAACAGAAUAUUUCACAUUGCGCAAUGCAUCAAUUAUUGUGAUCAGCUCCAUCCUACAUAAAUUUGUCACACCUCGCAAUUUUAAAUUUACAUUUCUACCUGUUUCAUUGUUUGCUGGAGGCUUUUGUAGUUUAUAUAUUGCAAAAAAAAUUAAUGAUGUAAGGUUAAAAUAUAUUGAAAGACAAAUGGAUAAAUUCAUUCAAGCUCUAGACAACUUUGGAAAUUGUAUUAAAAGAAAUAUAAUGUACUUCAAUGAAAUUCUAGUCAUGAAACCUAAGGAAUUAAUAGAGUCCAGGCAAAUAGAAAGAGCUUGGGAUUGCAUCACAUCUGUUAAAGAAGUUAUUGAUAUUUUGUACGAUGCAACGAGAAAAUUGGAAGAAAAUUAUAAGCUGUCACCAAAAUACCAUGAGUUUUAUUUUCCAAUGGAGGAAUUAAGAGAAUCAGAUUAUUUUAAUAAAAACGUUACUGAUUUCACUCCCAAAAACAUAAAGGAUUUUUAUAAUAUAUAUUCAUAUGUACAAUCGCAGUUUUUACUUCGGGUUGCAUUGACCGUAUGUCAGUAUAACAAAAUACCCUUCAUUAUCGAAGAUAUUCCUGAAAUGCAGCGUCUCAUUCAGCAACAUAUUAAUGAGGAAGAUGAACACUUUGUAAACUUAUCAUUACAAUUAAAAGCAAAACAGCAAUUUGAAAUAUCUAACAUACAUAAACAACAAACAAGCUUGUCAAAAUCAGGUCCAAUCGCAGUACUUAAAGAAUCGUCGAUGAAACUGAGUUCUUGUAUAAUAGCAGUAGCUGAAGAAUGCCAAAAAUUGGACUUAUCUUUACAAAAAGUAGACGAGAUUAAAUUCACUGAAAAUUCUAGUGAAGAAAAAACAAAUGAGGGAAAUUGCUUAUUGGAUAUUGCAAAUAGUAUGAGAGCUAUUGAAAGUUCUUUAGAACUGUGUUGCAAUGAUUUCCAUAGACUUAUAAUAGUGUAUAAUAAGUUUUUGAAUAUUAAUAUAGAAUCAAACGAAUCUGAAAAUUCAGAUUUGGAGAAAGAUAUUCAGCAAUCAGAAUAUGAUUCUAAUUCAGGUUUUAAAAAUUAUGAGUUUGAAAAUGAAAAAAAAGAUGACUUUUUUGCUUAUGUUCAGGAUUGUGAGGGAGUGAAUAACGAAAAAUUGAAUGAGCAUAGUUAUAACGACUUUGAAUUAAUUAAUUUAGAUGAAAAAAUUACAAAAGGAAAAUUUAAACCUGUUUUGAAACAAUUAAAAUUGAAAAUUGACCCAAUCAAAAAAGAUAUGCUUGAGAAAGAAAAAAAAGUUUUAGAAUCAAAAGGUAUUGAUAUUAAUAAACUCAUAGAGAUUAAUAUUGAUAAUCUAAAUGAUAAAGAUGUUCUAAAAACGGUGAAUAAAGAUUUGGAAGGUGAAAGUGAAAAUAAUGAUAGUGACGGCUCAGCAGAUGAACUUGAAAAUUACAUUCAACGGCCGAAAAAAGAUAACUAUGAAGAUAUGAGAAAUUUCUUAGCUCAAAAAGAUGCCAUUAACAUAUUUCAGAAAGCAGAAACUCUUUUACAAAAACACGUACCUGAAGACAUUUUGGAGUAGCCAAUAAAAUCAAGUUAAAUUUUCUUACAUUUUUUUUUUUUAUUAUCUUAUAAAUCUAAUUUAUAAUUUGGUUAUUAUAUUAAAGCAGUGAUUAUAUUUAAAA